Coregonus sp. 'balchen' is the source of this 14581-nucleotide messenger RNA. Lineage: Eukaryota; Metazoa; Chordata; Actinopteri; Salmoniformes; Salmonidae. The record is from the annotation of a GenBank genome assembly.
GAACCACAGACCACUGUCGUGCACAACCCAGCUGACGGCACCAAGGUAAGCCGCUACUGUACCUCUAUAAUCCCAUAGUCACUAUAGGCUAAUGCUAAAAUACCUUAGAGUGGAUACUAAGGUACCUUAUAGUGGCUAGAGCUCUACUAAGAUACCUUAGAGCGAUGUUAAUGCCAUGAACACUUAACCACUCCACGUCUACUGACAGUCACACUAACUUAGUCGCACUAACCCUCAAAACACACAAGCCACAACUGCUGCAGCAGUCCCUCGCUCGCACAAACCACACUGGCUCAGCCACCAAAAAAGUCACAUACACACCACAAAAGUCACAUACACACCGAAAAAGUAACAUACACACACCCUUAACACACAGUUUGUACCCCACCUCACCAAAAGGCUGUGUUUGGUGUGGGUCCUCAUGCGCUUGCCCUCCUGUCUGCCUGGCUGGUUUGUGCAGGGUUUGUGUUCCUCCGAGGGAGCGUCCGUCCAACCGUUUGUCUGUCCGUCCACCUGGGAAAGGCCUCAUCCAAGUCAUCUCUCAGCACACAGACUAACUCCUGUUAUAUCUCUCUCUCUCUUCCUCUCUUUUCCUUCUCCUCUCUAUCCUCCAUGGUUCUGUCCAUCCCUCUUCUCCCCUACAGGGCUCCACAGAGAGCUGUAACACCACAGAAGAGGAGGAUGUGAAAGGUAGGAAAGGUAUGUCAAACUUUCACGUACUCUGCAUGUUUUCGCACGUCUUGUAUCUAUACACACUGGGGAGAACAAGUAUUUGAUACACUGCCGAUUUUGCAGGUUUUCCUACUUACAAAGCAUGUAGAGGUCUGUCAUUUUUAUCAUAGGUACACUUCAACUGUGAGACGGAAUCUAAAACAAAAAUCCAGAAAAUCACAUUGUAUGAUUUUUAAGUAAGUAAUUUGCAUUUUAUUGCAUGACAUAAGUAUUUGAUACAUCAGAAAAGCAAAACUUAAUAUUUGCUACAGAAACCUUUAUUUGCAAUUAUAGAGAUCAUACGUUUCCUGUAGGUCUUGACCAGGUUUGCACACACGGCAGCAGGGAUUUUGGCCCACUCCUCCAUACAGACCUUCUCCAGAUCCUUCAGGUUUCGGGGCUGUCGCUGGGCAAUACGGACUUUCAGCUCCCUCCAAAGAUUUUCUAUUGUGUUCAGGUCUGGAGACUGGCUAGGCCACUCCAGGACCUUGAGAUGCUUCUUACGGAGCCACUCCUUAGUUGCCCUGGCUGUGUGUUUCGGGUCGUUGUCAUGCUGGAAGACCCAGCCACGACCCAUCUUCAAUGCUCUUACUGAGGGAAGGAGGUUGUUGGCCAAGAUCUCGCGAUACAUGGCCCAAUCCAUCCUCCCCUCAAUACGGUGCAGUCGUCCUGUCCCCUUUGCAGAAAAGCAUCCCCAAAGAAUGAUGUUUCCAACUCCAUGCUUCACGGUUGGGAUGGUGUUCUUGGGGUUUUACUCAUCCUUCUUCUUCCUCCAAACACGGCGAGUGGAGUUUAGACCAAAAAGCUCUAUUUUUGUCUCAUUAGACCACAUGACCUUCUCCAAUUCCUCCUCUGGAUCAUCCAGAUGGUCAUUGGCAAACUUCAGACGGACCUGGACAUGCGCUGGCUUGAGCAGGGGGACCUUGCGUGCGCUGCAGGACUUUAAUCCAUGACGGCGUAUUGUGUUACUAAUGGUUUUCUUUGAGACUGUGGUCCCAGCUCUCUUCAGGUCAUUGACCAGGUCCUGCCGUGUAGUUCUGGGCUGAUCCCUCACCUUCCUCAUGAUCAUUGAUGCCCCAGGAGGUGAGAUCUUGCAUGGAGCCCCAGACCGAGGGUGAUUGACCGUCAUCUUAAACUUCUUCCAUUUUCUAAUAAUUGCGCCAACAGUUGUUGCCUUCUCAACAAGCUGCUUGCCUAUUGUCCUGUAGCCCAUCCCAGCCUUGUGAAGGUCUACAAUUUUAUCCCUGAUGUCCUUACACAGCUCUCUGGUCUUGGCCAUUGUGGGGAGGUUGGAGUCUGUUUGAUUGAGUGUGUGGACAGGUGUCUUUUAUACAGGUAACGAGUUCAAACAGGUGCAGUUAAUAUAGGUAAUGAGUGGAGAACAGGAGGGCUUCUUAAAGAAAAACUAACAGGUCUGUGAGAGCCGGAAUUCUUACUGGUUGGUAGGUGAUCAAAUACUCAUGUCACGCAAUAAAAUGCAAAUGAAUUACUUAAAAAUCAUACAAUGUGAUUUUCUGGAUUUUUGUUUUAGAACCCGUCUCUCACAGUUGAAGUGUACCUAUGAUAAAAAUUACAGACCUCUACAUGCUUUGUAAGUAGGAAAACCUGCAAAAUCGGCAGUGUAUCAAAUACUUGUUCUCCCCACUGUAUCUGUCUGCAAAGGUUUUGGUCAGAAAGACAGGGCUAGAAUUCAAGAUGGGCCUCAGAGAUCUAGGCCAAUGGAUUCUCUUGAGGUAGUGCAUAUUAUUACACGUUUGAAGAAGCCAUAGUUAUGAGACAUGGGGAUACAAAGGGAUCAUUCAUGUGCUCCCGUGUUGUCAAUCCUUCUCCUUCAUUUCUUUAGAAAGACAAGAGAUUAUGAUCAAGGCCUGGGAAGCCUUUGAUGGCCUGAGUUAACUGUCAGGCUGGUGUCUGGGCCUGUGAGGAUCUGGGAGAUGUAUCCUAUAGGAGAUGGAAACACAGAUGGAAGGUGUCUGUAAAUGAGUAUACAUUAUAUGGCUGGAGAGGUAAUGAGGAAGCACUGCCAUAUUGGAGAGCAGCUUUUCCUUUGGUCCUCACAGCUGCUGUGGAGAAGUCAAAGAAGUUUGUAUUCCUACAGAGUGAAAGGAAAUGUCUUGCUAAGAAUGGAAAAUAGCACAGUAGUCUUAGCUUUUCAGACUGUGAGAGACUGGGCGGUCUAGCUGUGGAUGUAGACUAUGCUUUGUCUGAACAAACUACUGAACUAGCACAUGAAGGCCUUAUAUGUCGUUAGAUAGUCUUUAGAAAGUAUCUAGUCUUUAGAUAGUCUCCCCAUUCUUAGUCUCACAGCUCCCCUGGGCUUAAAGAGUUGGCACUCCACCACUCUCAAACCUGUGUGUGUGUAUGUGUGUGUGCUUGCGCAUGUGCGCUAUCAGUCUGCACCCAGAGCUCAAUAACAUGGAUAACAGGGCUCUCCUGUUCAGAAGAGUUGUGAAACCGUGGGUUUACAGGUGUGCAAACUUAGCCUUUUAAGGCUCGUUCAAACUGCGGUGUUUAGAUAACAACUUCAUCCUAUUUUAACUGGUUGCUUAAACAGUGUUGACGAGUGGCGGCUUCAUCUGGGAAACAAGUGUCUCCACUCAGUUCAUCACGGUCGGGGCCUCACGGCACAGCUCACCCUGGGAAAACCAGGCUUUUAUGAGGGCACCCUCGUGUCAAGUCGUCAGGAAAACAUAGCAACAUACUCCAGGACCGACAGGCUCUCUGGCACUAACUUCAUCGUGCCGAUGAGUGUAAAGGCCCCACAUUCUGAGGGAGGGUGAAAAAAUGUGCCAACACAGAGGCCUCUUUCAGAUCCUAAACACAGAGACACAGAUACAGACGCGCGCACAUAGACAUCGGAACCGAUGAAAGCACAUGUCAAUCGUCACUCUCAUACAGUAUUUCCAGAGACCUACAGUGCCUUCAGAAAGUAUUCACACACCUUGACUUUUUCCACAUUUAGUUGUCUUACAGCCUGAAUUUAAAAUGGAUUAAAUUGAGAUUUUUGGUCACUGGCCUACACACAAUACCCCAUAAUGUCAAAGGGGAAUUAUGUUAUUUUUUUAGUUUUUACAAAUUAAUACAAAAUGAAAAGCUGAAAUGUCUGAAAAGUAUUCAACCCCUUUGUUAUAGCAAGCCUAAAUGAGUUCAGGAGUAAACAUUUGCUUAACAAGUCACAUAAUAAGUUGCAUGGACUCACUCUGUGUGCAAUAAUAGUUUAACAUGAUUUUUGAAUGACUAUCUCAUCUCUGUACCCCACACAUACAAUUAUCUGAAAGGUCUCUCAGUCGAGCAGUGAAUUUCAAAAACAGAUUCAACAACAAAGACCAGGGAGGUUUUCCAAUGCCUCACCAAGGGCACCUAUUGGUAGAUUGAAGAAAAAGAAAAAAAAAAGUAGACAUUGAAUAUCCCUUUGAGCAUGGUGAAGUUAUUAAUUACACUUUGGAUGGUGUAUCAAUACACCCAGUCACUACAAAGAUGCAGGAGUCCUUCCUAACCCAGUUGCCGGAGAGGAAAGACACUGCUCAGGGAUUUCACCAUGAGGCAAAUGGUGACUUUAAAACAGUUACAAAGUUUAAUGGCUGUGAUAGGAGAAAACUGAAGAUGGAUCAACAACAUUGUAGUUACUCUACAAUACUAACUUAAUUGACAGAAUGAAAAGAUGGCGUGUACUGAAUAAAAAUAUUCCAAAACAUGAAUCCUGUUUGCAACAAAGCACUAAAGUAAUACUGCAAAAAAUGUGGCAAAGCAAUUCACUUUUUGUCCUGAAUACAAAGUGUUAUGUUUGGGGCAAAUCCAAUACAGGACAUUACUAAGUACCACUCUCCAUAUUUUCAAGCAUAGAGGUAGCUGCAUCAUGUUAGGGGUAUGCUUGUAAUCGUUAAGGACUGGGGAGUUUUUCAGGAUAAAAAAGAAAGGGAAUGGAGCCAAGCACAGGCAAAAUCUACAGGUUUAUCUAUUUAUUUGUUCUUCUUUUUUUUUGUUCUUCAUUCUUACAUACGUUUGGUAACAUGAGCUCAUGUGUGCACAGUUUUUUACAUUUAUGGUAUUAGUUUUCUUUUGUGGUGUUGCAUUCAGUGUUUUUUUUAUUAUUAUUGUGGAGCUGUAUGACAGUAUGGGUCGCUGUGGCUCUCAGCACUGAUGUAGUCUCACAAAGAGUGCUGUGAAGCGCUCCUAACGGGACGUGGAUACUGAGUGCUGGCCAAGUGGCUAUACACACACUCCUCCAAGGAGAUCGGCAUAGCUGGAAUGCAAAAUAGGUUGUUAACGUUGUGUGUCAGACAUUGAACAUGUAACACUGUGGUGUCUUCUGAUUUGUGAGGUGUGUGUACAGUGUAGUCUCACGCCUCUGUUUCUCUGGCUAGUUGUGAUGGGCUGGGAUUAUAUAUAUUGUGUCUCACACACCCCUCCCUGUGUGUCUUUGUGUACGGUGGUGGUGGGAUAUAUAAUGUGUUGCGGGUUUUGUUAGUGCAUGGUUGGGUUGGGGUGUAGUGUUUUCUCUUGGUAAAAUAGUAGAUUGUACAGAACUGUGUCUGAUCCUCCUGUGUCUCUCUCUGGCGUGUGUGUGUGUUGUGGUGGGGGCAGUUUCUGCGUGCGGGUGUAGCGCGGACAGCGCAAUGGUCAGCCAGUGCAGUGCCAGUGAGGAACAGACCCAGGCCCAGCCCCCUCACUGUCCUCCCUCCUGUAAGUCAGCAGCAGUACCACCCCUCUCCUCUCAAAUCUGACCUUUGUGUCCUUUCCCCCCUUUGAACUCAUUUAUAUUGUCCCCUUAAUAUUGUUCCCCUAAGGCUGUCUGUCCCCAUAAUACUGUCCCCAUAAUACUGUCCCCAUGAGACUGUCCCCAUCAUACUGUCCCCAUGAGACUGUCUCCAUCAUACUGUCCCCAUGAGACUGUCUCCCUAAGACUGUCCCCAUGAGACUGUCUCCCUAAGACUGUCCCCAUAAUACUGUUCCUGCAAGACUCUUCCUGUAUUAAUAUUAGGGUCUAGAUUCAAUCCGUAGUGCUGUAGUUCCGCGUUGUAGCCUGAUUGACAUUUAAAGGCAAUGUUCCCACUUUAGCGGAGACUGCAUUCACGGUACACGCUGCAUAUGUUGGCUCAAUCGGAAAUUACCUUUACAUUUCAAGCACGCUACAGCGCUAGAACUUCGGCGAUAUGGAUUGAAUCCAACCGAAGAGUGUCUCGAUUGGGACAAUACAGACAAGGUCCCCCUCACUAUCUUCAAUAGAGCUAUAUCAGCUGCUGAUCUUCAGUUUGUUUGUAUGUAUAUAACUUGACCACCCACUAAAAAAGGAACUAAUUAUCACAAUCACUAAUAAUUUUGAUCAAAUUAUUUCAGACAAAUGCAUACUAAGACAAUAUUAAUUUGGACAGUCAUUAGCCAAUGGCCGUUUCCGAAAUCUGUCUUGCCUACUACUUACUUAAACUGCAUACUGUGUACUACUUACUAUUUAGAACAUACUGUUUUAGUAAAAACAAAUGCAACAAAUGUCAGCAUACUAGGCUCAUCCUACUGAGAAUGCGUAAUCUAAUGCGCAAUUGCGUAGAUUCCGGCCAUUCGUUCAUUUUGAAAAUAAGUAUGGACUCCUGGCAUUUAAAGCAUACUUCAUUUUCAAAAUUUCACGUACUAUAAAACUGUAUUUUUUUGCAUACCCAAAAUGCCUACUAUUUAGAACGCAAGUACGGGUAUUCGGACAUGGCCAGUGACUUAGUGAUCCAAAAAAUGUAAUCCCAAAAAUAUUUCACCGUUAAAAGUUUCCAGAUUGCUGCGGAGUGAUUGGAGUGAGUGUGACUCCUGCGUCUCAGUGUGUGACAUUUUAAAAAUGUGUCUCACAUCUCUCCUGCUUAUCUCUGUGUCAGCUCAUCAGACUGAAGCUACUCAGCUGUCCUAUCUAUCACUCAGCCUGUUCCAGUCCCUCUCAGACCUUGCCAAAAGCAUGGACCAUAUCCGCUUUGCUAUGACAAAAACGUUAUCAUGCUGUGCUCAAGUGCUGUGUAUAGACACAUUGUUUUGCACAGACAUGCGUUCACUGUUGGCUUACUGUUGGCCUUCCCUAGUCAUUGAAGUGAAAACCUGAAUCUGGGACCCAGUGUCCUACCUGUAGCUUCUACGUCUCUCUCCGUUCCUCUCCCUACAUUACAUAUUCCUCCCUUUCUCUUCCCCUCCUUUCUCUGACAGAGAGAAUAAAUAAUGCUGACCUUCUGAGGCUCACUGGCCUUUUAAUUUAUUUAUCUCUCCCCAUGGCCCUGACACAGACACCCAGCCUGACAGCUGAGCAGACCAUAGACAGACAGCAAGCUGGACUAGACACAGGCUGGAUCUCAAUAAGCCUAGGCUUUCUCUUCUUUUUCUCACUUGCACUAGUUGAUAGGACUGGACUGGUGACAUCAGCAAAUCCCUCAUCAGGUCUCUGAAGAGAGGAAGCCAUUGUAGACUUUUGAGAUCAAUUGAGAUCCACCCCUAGACUUUGGCCUGCUCCGGUCGUCGGCUCAUUAAACAGCCACCCCUAUCCCUGAGGUGUCUCUGUCUGUCUGUACUCCUACUUCCUCAUUCUGGCAGUAUCCUCCUCUGUGGUGGCCUGUAACUGGCUUUAGUGCUUGAAUGCUGUCCCCUGCUGGCCAUGAGGCCACAGUGUCUUCUCCAUCUCCUGCUGUCAGUGUUCACUGGUGUCCCCUCUGUCAUUCUGUGUGACGCUAUGCCCAUUGGUAUAUCUAAGUUGUUAUUAGUGUAUGGAUGUUCUUCUUCUAAGUUUGGUUUCUAUGUAACAUGUCCUUUAUAUAACUCCAUUGCAUGUGGGCAUUGUGCUCCUCUCAGAGCUGUGUGAAGUUAUAUGUUAACUUAUAUAGACUAUGUAACAACUGCCAUUCGAGUGCACAAUAUUCCAGUUUGAGAAAAUGGGUCUUGUUGUCCUAUCAGUUUUUUAUUUUUUAUUUUUUUGUCUGAUUUGAUUGCUUACAUGGUUGCCAUUUUGUUGCUGUUGUCACAUUGUCUUCCAGCUGCCCCACUGCAUGAUGAUGCUAAGCACACUUUUGCUAAUUGGAAAAGUUCAGGUCAUAGCUCCUGCCCUGACUUAGAGCAAGCUCUGCCUGUGCCACCCUCCGUGGCCCCAGGGGGCAGCAACACGCAGCUGAGUAAGUUCAGCCCUGGGGCAGCUAUGCUACGCAGUAGAGCUAGUUACACGCACACCACACACACACAGCAUUCCACUGGCUUUCAUUACUAACCCUGCCUCGCAGUUAUGCUACUGCUAUAUUUAUGUGACAGUAACAUAUAGGCUACAGUACAAUACCAAGCUUCUAUAACGCCAGGCUUGAGCUGCUUUUUGCCAGUUCAUCAUUCCUGUGGGAAUAUGAACUAUAUAUAUAUAUAUAUAUAUAUAUAUAUAUAUAUAUAUAUAUAUAUAUAUAUAUAUAUAUACACACAUAUAUAUAUACACAUAUAUAUAUGUGUAUAUAUAUAUACACAUAUAUAUAUAUACACAUAUAUAUAUGUGUAUAUAUAUAUACAUAUACACAUAUAUAUAAAUACAUAUACACAUGUGUGUAUAUAUAUAUAUAUAUAUAUAUAUAUAUAUAUAUAUAUAUAUACAGUGGGGGAAAAAAGUAUUUAGUCAGCCACCAAUUGUGCAAGUUCUCCCACUUAAAAAGAUGAGAGAGGCCUGUAAUUUUCAUCAUAGGUACACGUCAACUAUGACAGACAAAUUGAGAAAAGAAAAUCCAGAAAAUCACAUUGUAGGAUUUUUUAUGAAUUUAUUUGCAAAUUAUGGUGGAAAAUAAGUAUUUGGUCACCUACAAACAAGCAAGAUUUCUGGCUCUCACAGACCUGUAAAUUCUUCUUUAAGAGGCUCCUCUGUCCUCCAAUCGUUACCUGUAUUAAUGGCACCUGUUUGAACUUGUUAUCAGUAUAAAAGACACCUGUCCACAACCUCAAACAGUCACACUCCAAACUCCACUAUGGCCAAGACCAAAGAGCUGUCAAAGGACACCAGAAACAAAAUUGUAGACCUGCACCAGGCUGGGAAGACUGAAUCUGCAAUAGGUAAGCAGCUUGGUUUGAAGAAAUCAACUAUUGGAGCAAUUAUUAGGAAAUGGAAGACAUACAAGACCACUGAUAAUCUCCCUCGAUCUGGGGCUCCACGCAAGAUCUCACCCCGUGGGGUCAAAAUUAUCACAAGAACGGUGAGCAAAAAUCCCAGAACCACACGGGGGGACCUAGUGAAUCACCUGCAGAGAGCUGGGACCAAAGUAACAAAGCCUACCACACUACGCCGCCAGGGACUCAAAUCCUGCAGUGCCAGACGUGUCCCCCUGCUUAAGCCAGUACAUGUCCAGGCCCGUCUGAAGUUUGCUAGAGUGCAUUUGGAUGAUCCAGAAGAGGAUUGGGAGAAUGUCAUAUGGUCAGAUGAAACCAAAAUAUAACUUUUUGGUAAAAACUCAACUCGUCGUGUUUGGAGGACAAAGAAUGCUGAGUUGCAUCCAAAGAACACCAUACCUACUGUGAAGCAUGGGGGUGGAAACAUCAUGCUUUGGGGCUGUUUUUCUGCAAAGGGACCAGGACGACCGAUCCGUGUAAAGGAAAGAAUGAAUGGGGCCAUGUAUCGUGAGAUUUUGAGUGAAAACCUCCUUCCAUCAGCAAGGGCAUUGAAGAUGAAACGUGGCUGGGUCUUUCAGCAUGACAAUGAUCCCAAACACACCGCCCGGGCAACGAAGGAGUGGCUUCGUAAGAAGUAUUUCAAGGUCCUGGAGUGGCCUAGCCAGUCUCCAGAUCUCAACCCCAUAGAAAAUCUUUGGAGGGAGUUGAAAGUCUGUGUUGCCCAGCGACAGCCCCAAAACAUCACUGCUCUAGAGGAGAUCUGCAUGGAGGAAUGGGCCAAAAUACCAGCAACAGUGUGUGAAAACCUUGUGAAGACUUACAGAAAACGUUUGACCUGUGUCAUUGCCAACAAAGUGUAUAUAACAAAGUAUUGAGAAACUUUUGUUAUUGACCAAAUACUUAUUUUCCACCAUAAUUUGCAAAUAAAUUCAUAAAAAAUCCUACAAUGUGAUUUUCUGGAUUUUUUCUCCUCAUUUUGUCUGUCAUAGUUGACGUAUACCUAUGAUGAAAAUUACAGGCCUCUCUCAUAUUUUUAAGUGGGAGAACUUGCACAAUUGGUGGCUGACUAAAUGUUUUUUUCCCCCACUGUAUAUAUAUAUAUUUAUUUGAACAGUGAGAGACAGAAUAACAACAACAAAAUCCAGGUCAAAACUUUUAUAAAUUGAUUUGCAUUUUAAUGAGGGAAAUAAGUAUUUGACCCCCUCUCAAUCAGAAAGAUUUCUGGCUCUCAGGUGUCUUUUAUACAGGUAACGAGCUGAGAUUAGGAGCACACUCUUAAAGGGAGUGCUCCUAAUCUCAGCUUGUUACCUGUAUAAAAGACACCUGUCCACAGAAGCAAUCAAUCAAUCAGAUUCCAAACUCUCCACCAUGGCCAAGACCAAAGAGCUCUCCAAGGAUGUCAGGGACAAGAUUGUAGACCUACACAAGGCUGGAAUAGGCUACAAGACCAUCGCCAAGCAGCUUGGUGAGAAGGUGACAACAGUUGGUGCGAUUAUUCGCAAAUGGAAGAAACACAAAAUAACUGUCAAUCCUUGUGGAGUUGCAAUGAUCAUGAGAAUGGUGAGGAAUCAGCCCAGAACUACACGGAAGGAUCUUGUCAAUGAUCUCAAGGCAGCUGGGACCAUAGUCACCAAGAAAACAAUUGGUAACGCACUACGCCGUGAAGGACUGAAAUCCUGCAGCACUCGCAAGGUCCCCCUGCUCAAGAAAGCACAUAUACAGGGCCGUCUGAAGUUUGCCAAUGAACAUCUGAAUGAUUCAGAGGAGAACUGGGUGAAAGUUUUGUGGUCAGAUGAGACCAAAAUCGAGCUCUUUGACAUCAACUCAACUCGCCGUGUUUGGAGGAGGAGGAAUGCUGCCUAUGACCCCAAGAACACCAUCCCCACCGUCAAACAUGGAGGUGGAAACAUUAUGCUUUGGGGGUGUUUUUCUGCUAAGGGGACAGGACAACUGACGAUGGACGGGGCCAUGUACCGUCAAAUCUUGGGUGAGAACCUCCUUCCCUCAGCCAGGGCAUUGAAAAUAGGUAGUGGAUGGGUAUUCCAGCAUGACAAUGACCCAAAACACACGGCCAAGGCAACAAAGGAGUGGCUCAAGAAGAAGCACAUUAAGGUCCUGGAGUGGCCUAGCCAGUCUCCAGACCUUAAUCCCAUAGAAAAUCUGUGGAGGGAGCUGAAGGUUCGAGUUGCCAAACGUCAGCCUCAAAACCUUAAUGACUUGGAGAAGAUCUGCAAAGAGGAGUGGGACAAAAUCCCUCUUGAGAUAUGUGCAAACCUGGUGGCCAACUACAAGAAACGUCUGACCUCUGUGAUUGCCAACAAGGGUUUUGCCACCAAGUACUAAAUCAUGUUUUGCAGAGGGGUCAAAUACUUAUUUCCCUCAUUAAAAUGCAAAUCAAUUUAUAACAUUUUUGACAUGCAUUUUUCUUGAUUUUUGUUGUUGUUUUUCUGUCUCUCACUGUUAAAAUAAACCUACCAUUAAAAUUAUAGACUGAUCAUGUCUUUGUCAGUGGGCAAAUGUACAAAAUCAGCAGGGGAUCAAAUACUUUUUUCCCUCACUCUAUAUAUUUAUAUAAGCUGUGCUGUGUGGAAUUUCUCGACUCUGCUGGCAGGUUGUCUGGCGUGUCUAUGUGUCACCCUCCCAGAUGACAUUUCAGUGAGCCCAGUUGGUUUGUGUGUCACUUGUCUGAUGAGUGUGUGGUUGAGGAUGGAGUUGUAGACAGAGUUGAGCUUUAGACCAGGAAUUAUAUAACAAAACACCAACACAUCUGAAGUAACUUAGGAGAAUCAGAAACUUGCACUUGAGAUUCAGGGAAGUGAAACUGUUCAAAAACUCAAACAUUGCCAGGUGCUUUGGGUAGGGCAGACUAUUAGAAUGGAAAGAGAGCUGGACUGCAGCUCAGUUGGGGCCUGUUAGGGUAGUUUCUAUGAGAUUGGUGGUCCCCAGUAGUGCUGCUGUAAGCUGUGUCUUGUACAACCAAACAACAAUAAGCAUGGAUGACAUUGUAAAAAGUCUCUGCAAUCAGUACCAUACAGGAAAGGGCUAGUGAGUUAGGUGAAGCAUGGGGAGGGAGGGGUUCUGCAUGCUGAUCUUAAAGUAUUUCUGACUGGAGCACUCUUAAGGUCUCUCUAAUCCCAUCUGGCCAUCUUUCUCUCCUGCCGUUUAUCUAUCUAUCUAUCGUUCACUGGAUUUCAGCUCGCAAACAGGAGAUCAUCAAGAUUACUGAGCAGCUGAUUGAGGCCAUCAACAAUGGAGACUUUGAGGCUUACACGUGAGUUUACAUACAUAGAUUGUGUGAGUGCAUACAUUUCAUACCUCCUGGUUUAAAACUGACCCUAACCCUGCUGAUUUUCCUUCCAGGAGAAUCUGUGACCCCGGACUAACCUCAUUUGAACCUGAGGCUUUGGGAAACCUGGUGGAGGGCAUGGACUUCCACAAGUUCUACUUUGAGAACUGUAAGCAUCUCUUAUCAACAGGGAACUUGAUGUUGUUGUCAUUCCACAAAUGGUGCGCUUUGGGUAGUGUAAUUUGAUCAAAAAUAACGAUUUAUUUCACCUUAUUUUAACACUGUCGUAAAGAGCAUAAAAAAUGUUUUACCAUCAAAAAAAAAAGACUAGAAAAGUGCCCAUCUUAAAUCAGGCUAAACUCCCCUUGAUACAGGGGGAACGUAAGCUUGUUCUGUGCAACAUGGAGGGGGAAUUUUUAUUUGUUGAAACAUUUAUAGCUUAUCAAUCUAUGGGUAACAUGGUUGGCGCAAAAGUGGAAGAGGAAAGUGGAAGGGGGAGAAAGUAAGGAACUGUCUGUCGGCCUUGCAUUAAAGAACAUAAUUGGUUAAGGAAAACUGAUAAAUAAAAAAGUAUAUCAGUUUCACUUAAGGACCAAAGGAUUGACAGCCGUCCCAUAUAGAUUGCAAAAUAGUUGGGAAGAGAUUAUUGACGUACCGAUCCCAUGGCAUAGUGUUUAUGAACUGACACGCAAAACGACACCGGAUUCAAAAAUUAGAAUCUUUCAAUUUAAAUUAUUAUAUAAAAUUAUUGCGACCAAUAGAAUGUUAUUUAUAUGGGGGAUACAAUCUUCCCAGCUCUGCAGAUUUUGCUGUGAAGAGACAGAAUCAUUAGAUCAUUUGUUUUGGUUCUGUCCAUUUGUAGCUUGUUUUUGGACACAGGUCCAGGAAUGGCUAAAGGAUUUACCUGGAGCUAACCUUGCAGAUUGCAUUACUGGGUGAUCUGAAAAGUCAUAGUCAAUCGAUCAAUAAUAUAAUAAUACUUUUAGCAAAAAUGUUUAUUUUUAAUUCACAAUCUGUAGAAGCAAUGAGAAUAGAAAGGUUCAGAACUUUUGUUAAACAUCACAGUACGGUUGAAAUAUAUAUGGCAAAUAGAAAUCCUAUAUGGAUGGUGUUAAGAGAUAGAUGGGAGGUAUUGAAUGGAGUUGAAGGAUGGGACUAAUAACAAAUAACAACAAAUAAUAACAAGAUAACUAAUAAUGUAAGCAUACUGUGUCCAUAAUAAGUAUAUAGGUUGUAUGUUGGGAGCUUUUGGGAAAGAGCACAGUUAGAAAGAUAUGGCAUAUAGAAGCAAACCGGAUGGACAUCAUGGGAAUGAUCGGAGAGGUUGAGAGUAGAAGAGUUUCAGGAGCAAAAACAAAUAAAAUAUAAUUAUUGUAAAAUGUACUGUGUCCAUAAGGUGUAGAUAGUAAGUAUAGGCUGGAAGUAGAGGCCUGGGCAUUGUUGUUCACUAAUUUACCCCAAGUAGGGAAAGGAUGGCGGGGUUGAAAAGUAAUAAAGGGGAGUAUAUAUAUAAAAAACAUGGGGGAUUGGAAGUGAUGCAGACAAUUACAUUGAUAGAAGUUACAAUCUAUCUGCAAUAUUAAGCUGAUCUACCCCAAAGAAAAAAAAAGAAAAACAUGGUUGGCGUGGUAUGCUCGACGCGAUCAGUUUUCUAAUACAAAGACCAGAAAAUUGUCAAAAAGAGUAGAACCAGUUCACCUGUAAAAAAAAUAAUUAAAGGGAUAGUUUUACCAUAUUAAAACGAGAGUUCAGUUCAUGUUACAGGGUUUACCUUAAACCUGAGGGACAAAUGUAAAUGAAUCAUUAAUGACAUGGGCUUUACAAUUUUUGUGCAAACUUGGGAAAAUUGUGGGAUUAAGUGGGUUAAAAUCUUCCUAGAUUUGGACAAACAUGAUGUGGGACAUGCCAAAAUUGGGAUUUUCAGAGAAAGCAAAACUUAUUUGAAUGAAAACACACUGCUAUUGGAAUUUUUACAUGGUUUAAUUUUGUUAAAGCAUAGAUGUAUGUGAUCCAACUGUUGAAUUUAGUGUUUUAUAAAAAUGUACACAAUAUUUGUGACACAAAAUGUACUAUUCGUGGAACUACCCUGUUAUUGUGUUCAUUGUUGUAUUUUUUUUAUUUACCAGGUAAGUCACUGAGCACACUAUUUUACGCUAAUGGCUUGGUAGGUCUUUCUCUAUUGGAAUCUAAUCAAGGAUGAAGUCCAUUUAAAUACCAACUUAUGCAAGUUGAUGACUGUGUGUCCUUGUCUCCUAUGUAGUGUUGAGUAAGAACAGUAAGCCGGUCCACACCACCAUCCUGAACCCCCAUGUGCACCUGAUCGGGGAGGAUGCGGCCUGCAUCGCCUACAUCCGCCUGACGCAGUACAUCGACAGCCAGGGACGCCCGCGCUCCUGCCAGUCAGAGGAGACCCGCGUGUGGCACCGCCGCGAUGCCAAGUGGCUCAACGUGCAUUUCCACUGUUCAGGAGCGCCUGCCGCACCUCUCCAGUGA